This is a messenger RNA of Chrysoperla carnea, 1399 nucleotides long. RefSeq lists its product as uncharacterized. The coding region runs from base 59 to 1399 and encodes 446 amino acids. The record is from RefSeq and is a predicted model, not a curated record. Lineage: Eukaryota; Metazoa; Arthropoda; Insecta; Neuroptera; Chrysopidae. The transcript is spliced from 3 exons.
UUAGAAAUGUAUCUUAGAAAUUUUCCUAAGUAAAAGAAAUAUUUUUCAUUGUUAUAUCAUGAAAAAUGAAAAUUACGAAUCAUUUAGCAGUUCGAGUAUUUCAACUGAUUCAUUAGAAAUAUCAACAAAGUCAAUUAUUAGUAGGAUACCCCGGGUAGUGGAUAAUUCAAAAUCGAAAUUUAUUCGAGAAUAUUCAAGUGAACAAAAUCUUAACGAAAUGAAAAAAAAUUCAAGUAAAACUCAACAACAAUCGACAAAUAUAAAAACACCAACCCCACGUCAACGAAUUCCAAUUCGAAAACGUUCUUGUACACGUUUAGCAACACGAUCAUCGAAUUGUGAGAACGUCAAUACAAAUACAAAAGUGGAUCAGGAAACAAACACUGCAAUCCCAGUUUAUCCUGAAAUAAUUGUUAAACAUUGUCAUAAUAAUAAGGUAAUUGAAAAAGUGAUUCCUGCGAUUGAUGGUCCACGAAUUACAAAACCUAAAACAUAUUUAGAAAUUGUACAACAUGGUGACAAAAAUGGUAAACUUAAUAUAUUACCGAUUGGCAGAAAUAAAAAAUCAUAUUUGGAAAUAUUCCAAUCGCGGAAUGGUAGUAUAAGAACAGCGACUGCAAACGGAACUCGUUCGCGAGUAGGUGACACUCCAAGAGAUUAUGGUGAUAUUUGCUUGAAAAAGCAUACUGACAAUGACAGCUUAUAUUCUAAAGGCUGUCCUGAAAAAGAAUCACAAAUUCGACAUCCUUCACAAGCUUCAACAAUAUAUACUGGAUCGACUGUAUCAGCGAAUUCGUCAGAUUCCCUUUCAAGAACGUCAUCGUUACUGCACACUUCGUCUGGCUUAACGAGCAUAUCAGAGCAAGUGUUACUGGUGAAAGAAGGGAUACCGCGAACAACUAAAACAUUAACGCAAGCAAAUAAUAAAAAGAAUGGUUUAAAGAUCAUAAAAAGUGAAAGCGAUUCGACAAAAGAAAAGUUAGAAAAAUUUAUUCGUCAACGAGAAUAUGGUCAAACUGUAAGUAAUCGAAAUCGAAUUAAAAUUAUACAAAACAAUAUAAAAAAUUUUGAAUGUAAGCCAGUAGCUAAAGAAUUAACACCGUCUAAAAGUUGUACAAUUAAACGCGACGAAUUCUCACCAAAAACUUUACAACAAAAAAAAAUAAUUGUUAAUAAAAAGCCUGAUAAUAUAAAAAUGGUUGAUAUGUCAAUCGGAACGGAUGAUUUAGAACAUACUUUUAAAAUUGAACAAAAUCCUAAAAAACCAAAUUUGGAUCGAAAAAAGAGUAAGAAUAUUCCGGUAAAUGUUGUACACCGACGUGGUACAUUAAAAACUUUACAAACUAGACAUUUAAAAGAAUUAGAAAUUGUAGAAAAGUUACGAAAUACAACUUUGUAA